This is a messenger RNA of Manihot esculenta (cassava), 1850 nucleotides long. RefSeq lists its product as uncharacterized. The coding region runs from base 182 to 1594 and encodes 470 amino acids. The record is from RefSeq and is a predicted model, not a curated record. The transcript has a single exon. Lineage: Eukaryota; Viridiplantae; Streptophyta; Magnoliopsida; Malpighiales; Euphorbiaceae.
CCGAGCCCUGACCCUUCAAGUGAUGGCCAAUGAAGCAGCAAAGCGUCGGAGCCUAUGAAGCUCGGGUCCAAAUUCCAAGCUCCAAACUCCCCGAACAAAGCCAACCCGGAGCCAGAGUAUCCAAUAGAACCUUUCCCUUCACCAUUGACCAGUGAAGACAGAAGUUCCAAUUACUUCAACCAUGCUGCAAUUCUUUCAAACUUACAACAAUUUGAUCUUCCAGACCUCACUCUCAUCUUCCCUCACUCUCCUCCUCAUUUUCCUCAAGAUUCCCAUCUUGUUCCUUCAAGGCCUCCACACUUACAUCCACCCUGAAAAUCUUGGCCAGCAAAAUGGUGUUAAAGCUGCUAUUCGAAGACCCUCGAACUCAGAUUCACCUUCUGGCCUUGAUGGAUAUCAGAAUUUAUCCUCCAAGGCUAGUACUGACUUUAAAAGGAGAAAUAAAUCAAAAGAAAAGUUCGAAUUCGAUGAAAACAAUGCCCAGAUCUUUAGGCUUAGCCUCGAUGAAGCUCAUCUUCAAUCUCGUCUCUACUUCAACGAUUAUUGGUAUUCCUUUAUUUACUCAUCAGUUGCUCUUUCUUGUUUGUUGCUUUAUAAGUACUUGGAUGUGGUUGAACAGCGUGGAAUAUUCGUCACUGGGUCUCUAAUUCCAAUGAUUUUAGGAUUUUCCGGUUUAAGCAAAGUAUUUUUAUCGUUAAUAAGAGUAUCGUUUGAGAAGUCUGCCUCAACGAGGUCGGACAAACAAUUGAGUGCGCUAUUUGGGGUUCUGGGAUUCCUUUUUGGCCUUACGAUUUGUUCAGGCACUGUUGGUCCUUCAGUUUUUGACUUCGACUUUGGUUCAGUUGAUGGAUAUGGGAGGGCUUUUGUUGCUUUUUUAAUGGGAUGCCUUGCUGGGAUUCUUUACAUGCCCGCGGCCAAGAAUGCACGGGCAUUUUGGCUUGGAACAGAUCAGCUUAGGUCAAAUAUGAUUAUGAUUUCCUGUGGAUGGUUUUCUAGGAUCAUUCUGUAUGCCAAUUAUUUCUUGGCCUUUUUCACAGCAUUGCUUUGGAUUAAUCCACUUGCUGAUAUUCUUAUCGGCAAAACCAUCGAAAAUGGUAACAGGACACAUUCAAAUUCAAGCAGUAGUACUGGAGAGGCUGACAAGCUAGUUAGGAUUGUGGCUUUUACACGAUCAGAGUUCACGAAGUUUAGGCUUUGGUGCUUGUUGCUCUCGGGGCUCAUCCAAAUCAUGGCUUUACGGCCAAACUUGCAAAUGUAUUUGAAUGAAGCAUUGUUGUCUUGGUACCAGCGCUUGCAUGCCAGCAAGGUUCCAGAUUUGGAUUUCAGUAGAGCAAAGGUUUUUCUGCACAAUCACUACUUAUGUCUUGUAGUUUUGCAGUUUUUUGCACCACCAAUCCUGGUACUUAUCUUCCUUGGUUUAUCUCAGAUUGAUAUCCCAUUGAAGAAUUUACAAUUGCUAUGCAGUUUACUUCCUUGUACUGCUUUUGUAAAAGAAGUGACUUUGCUAAUGGGAUGGUGGGUUAUCUUUCUCUGGGCAAUUUUUACAUCAGCUAGCCUGUUCUUGUACCGUCGUGGCAUUUUGUAUAUUUCAUGAUCGACUUUUUCUUUUCUUAGUAGCCUUCAACACUACUGCUGGGACUUCAAUUUUUGUCAAAUUAUGAGUUUGUUUGUAACGUAUUCUUACUCUAGUUAAUUGACAAAAUCCAAUACAUGGAGGUACAAGAUCAAUGCUCAGAUGUCUUGUUGCUUACUUCCUCUUUGUGGUUGGUCAGUGGUCAGGAAUAUGAAGGCUAGAGCAACAGCUUUAAGACAAAUAUGUUUUUUUUAAUCCACAUUAUUGUGUUGCUCUA